Messenger RNA from Caenorhabditis auriculariae, 3248 nucleotides. The record is from the annotation of a GenBank genome assembly. Lineage: Eukaryota; Metazoa; Nematoda; Chromadorea; Rhabditida; Rhabditidae.
AUGACAUCUCAUUUGAUAGCUGGGGCUUCCGUGAGUUUUGAGAUCAACUUAACAAUUUUAUUAUGUUUUUUUUUUCAUUUGUGUUCAAUUUUCGAUAUUUUCUGAAAAUGAGCUGCAAAGCAAACAAGUUUUAUUUAGCUUCUAUUGGUCAUAAAAAGGACUGAAAAUUGUACAAAAACCACACAGUUUCUACUUUACAGUUAAAUAUAUAUAUUAAAGAUUUAAAUUUUUUUCUGAAUUAUACCAAUUUUUUUAUAAAUCCUUUUCAAACCCAAUUUACUUCUCAAAAAUUAGAAAAAUUUCAGAGCGGUGGUUCAAAUGUUUGGCUGGCGGUUUUCAACAAAAGAACGAUGCUUGCAGUAACUUCGGGCAUAGGGAUUGGCCUCACGAUCGCCUAUGCUUUUCGAAGGUCUCUUUACACUUUUUGAAGACUAUUUUAAACAUUUAUUUUAGUUAUUUCAUUCGAGAGGAGAAGAGUCUUGAGAAGAGUUUUAUUGAACCUUCUUAUUUGGAAGCCGAGCCUUCAACACCUUUUAUUCAAACUCCUCGUCAAGGUUUCUUUCACACAAAAAUUUGUACAAUUACAUUUUUUUCUAGAAAUUUGAUUAAACAAAGAAUUUUUCUUUGUUCGAGAAAAAUUGAAUCUUCCUUCUCACAAGUAAAAAAAUUUGAACUUUUUAUUUAUGAAAGCGGUAGUUGAUUUCCACUUUUUUUAUGAAGUCUCAAUUUUUUUGUUUUUUUACAACCAUAAAAUAAUUUAGAAGGGCGUUCGCAAAGUGUUCGUACUCGUGCUUCUUCAGACGAUAGAUCGACUAGAUUAAGCCUUCGUCAAAAAAGCACAUCAUUCAAUCCGAUUGAAGCUGAUAUUUUUAAUGGUUAUCCAUAUUGGAAUUCAAUGAUUUGGUAGAAAAUUUUUUUCAGGAUAUGGAGCUUGUUUGGAAUUGCGACGCACAUUGGAAAGAGUUUUGGAAAACAUGGAAAUGGUCAAAAAUCGCAGCGACAAAGAUAUGAGCAGGUAAUGAAUUUUUUGAGGUCUAUAUUUUUGGCUUAAGGGCACUCAAGACGGAGGCCAUAAUUCAGAAACUAAAAGAUAUUGAAGAAGAUUUCGCCGGUCUUCAGCAUUCAGGUGAUAUUGCUGAAGAAGGUGCUUUCGUACAAUUUGGUUGCCAUGAACUCUUUUUUCUUCAGUUUUCGCAAUGAAACCAAGCGAUAGUUUUCAUACUCUGCCGACGAGAACUCUUUCCGUACUUUCUGAUGGAUCUUUCAUGUCGGCUUUCGAAGAUUUUGUGGGUUCAAUUAUUCCUAAAACACCAUACAGCUUUUUUCUAGCCUCCUGGGAUCGAUGAUGUUGAAUUUGAAACAGACGCAAGCUUUUUGGACAACGAACAACUUGUGUUACUGAAAGAAGGCUAUCAAGCUGCUGCAAACGGAGACGUUUAAACUAACUUUUUUGUCAUAAACUGUACUUUUUAUUUCCAGGUCAAAUAUCGCAAGUCACGCGCAGAAACGUGCCAAUGCGAAACAGAAACCGAGUUUGCUGCCAAACUAUUCGGCAUUCGAUUGGCGAUGGAGGUAAAAAAAGCCUAAAAACACAGAAAUCUUCUUCCUUACAGCGCACUUUCGAAGACGAACACAAAAGACUUUGGUUGUGGAACUGUGGCAGAACUAUGUUGGCGGACUACAUUCGGCACACCAAGCAGGUUAUUUCACAUCUUCUGGUUUUUUUUGGGAAUUUUAUUUCAGGAUCCUUUGCCAUUUAUCCGUGCAUUCGAAGGAAUGCAGGAAUGGUUUAAAGACCCACUGCACUUCGACGUUUUCAAAGAUGAAGUUUUUUCUCGAGGGGUAUAUCACUGGAUAAGAGAAUGAAUAUGCUACUCAAACAUUCUUCAGGUCGAAAGCACAAGUUUUUAUGACGUGGUCCUCGACUUUAUUCUCUUCGAUUCGUUUGAAGAUUUGCGCUCACCGCCUUCUGCAAUUUAUUCAGGUUAGCGGAUUCAUAUUUUUUCGUCGAAAAUCUAAUUGAAAAAUAAUUCAGUAACAAGAAACGUGUUUCUCUCGCAAUCGAUGAAAUAUUCUACGCUGAACACUGUCAUUUGGUCCAUGCUCAAAGCAAAAAGGCAGCGUCUGAAGGUUUUUUAUUGAUUUUGAGGUAAGAAGACCAGCUGGUUUUCAGGUUGCUCAUGGGUUCAUCGCACAUUUCUACAAUAUCUCUGAAGCCCUGAUGCCUGCUAUCAUCCUUGGAUUUUUAGGCACUGAUGAUCGCCUCGGCGAACUCUGCCAUUAUUUCAAAGUGAGUAACCUUUUUUAUCACAGAUUUUUUUUUAGAUAUGAAAGAAUUUUUGAAGUUAUUCAAUGCGAAUCUCUAAAAAGAUUCUUUCAAUUUUUAAAUAUUUCGAAAAAUGGAGCCAAAGAAAAUUUAGGAUUAUCUUCAUGUUUUUUUUUCAGGACCAGAUUUUGCAAUUUGCUCUAGACAUCUUCAAUACGCAAAAAGUUCGUUAUAGCAACGUUGAAGAACUUUCCGAAGACAUUUGGAUUGUCAUGAGAAAUCGUAUUGAAGCUAUUCAAACUCGUAUGUGCACGGAACUUCUCCCUGUUUAAAAUAUCUAGAACGUAGAUUUUCGAUUCUCAAACUUUUUUCUUUCAUCAACAUUAAAAAAGAAGAUUUUUUUGCCUGUGAUUUUUGCUUCAACGUUUAUUCUCGGAACUUCACUCGUUUUUUGGAGCUUUCGUAACAUGACGUUCUCUUUAUUCCACUGCCACUGAGCUUUCCCGAAUUUUCAAACCUUUCUUUCGUCAGCUUUAUCUUAUCCGGUUUUUUUGAAUCUAAUUUUUUUCAUAAAAAUUUUUGCUUUCCGUGACCGUUCUGAUUAACCUUUUCAAACAAAUGAUGGAACUGAAAAGAUAAAUUUUUAGUAGGAGAUGACUUGACUAAAAGAGAUGACGAAUGAGGUCAAAAAAACGGCGACUCGGGGAUUGCCACCGAUGAAAAGGAAAUUAAAAUGUACGAUGUGAUAGCUCUUUUGGCGGAAAUAAAAGGGGGAUACCCGGGAAAAUUCAUUUGCGCAGAGAUGAGCUCCCGAAUCGAAGUCGCUUGUCCUCUGCAAAUCCCGAAAUGGUACUCGACAACUCUUAGCUCUAUCGGAUGCAUUUCCUUCUUUGUGAAUUCUUUGGGACUCUACUUCCUAGUUUUCAAAAGUCGUACUAGGACCGCUUAUCGUUAUACUCUGCUCUACGUUCAGGUUGGUUAA